AUGAAGCGACAGAGCCUCCAAGGUGAAAAGUUCCUGCCCCUGCUGUGCGCUGCCCCAAGGAGGUUGAGCUCGUCCUUCCAGCUCCGUCUCCUCCAGGUCACGCUCUGCUCUGAGAGCCACCGCAGCGAAGCCUGCCGGACUUUUCUAUGUAAGGAUUGUGUUUCUGUAGUGCUCUCUGUAAAGCCUCUCAAUGAAGAACUCAACCCUUCCGGUCCUUUUAACAAAGAUGUGUUCGUCUCCUGUGCAGACGAUGAGCUGCUGAUUGAGCGCAGCGUCCACAAAGGGAUGAUCAACCCCGGAGACGAGAAGCAGACGGUGGAGUACAAGAGCUUGAUCGCCAGCCUCGAGUACACCAUCCGGGUGCGCUGCGACGAACACUACUACGGUGUCAAGUGCAACAAAGUGUGCGUCCCCCGCGACGACUACUUCGGCCAUUACUUGUGCGACCAGUUGGGGAACAGAGGCUGCAUGGAGGGCUGGACGGGGCCGGACUGCAAAGCAGCCAUCUGCAAACAAGGCUGCAGCCUGGAGCACGGGACGUGCAGCAUCCCGGGGGAAUGCAAGUGUAACUACGGCUGGCAGGCUCCGCUCUGUGACGAGUGCUUGCCGUAUCCCGGCUGUGUUCACGGUACCUGCAACGAGCCGUGGCAGUGCACCUGUGAGAAGAACUGGGGAGGGCUGCUCUGCGACAAAGAUCUAAACUACUGCGGGACCAACCGGCCCUGUAAGAACGGAGGGACGUGUAUGAACACAGAGCCGGACGAGUAUAACUGCGCCUGUCCAGACGGCUACUCUGGCAAGAACUGCGAGAUCGCGGAGCACGCCUGUGUUUCAAACCCCUGUGCCAACAGAGGGACGUGCCAUGAAGUCCCAUCAGGCUUUGAGUGUCACUGUCCGGCAGGAUGGUCCGGGCCGACCUGUGCUAAAGACACGGAUGAAUGUGCCUCCAGCCCCUGCGCUGAGGGCGGAACCUGCAUGGACAUGGAGAACAGCUUUGAAUGCCUCUGCCCUCCACAGUGGACGGGCAAGACCUGCCAGAUCGACGUUAAUGAGUGUGAUGGGAAGUCUUGCCGCCAUGCUUACUCUUGCAAAAACUUGAUUGGUGGAUAUCACUGUGCCUGCUUUCAUGGAUGGGUUGGCCAGAACUGUGACAUCAAUGUGAACAGCUGCCAUGGUCAGUGUCAGAACGCAGGGACGUGCAAGGAGGUGGCCAGAGGCUACCAGUGUGUUUGCCAGACGGGAUUCGAGGGUCGGCACUGCGAGGUUCAGAGAAACCGCUGUGCCAGCAGUCCGUGUAAGAACGCCGGGCGCUGCCAGGCGCUGCUGGACGGGUUCAUGUGUGAAUGUCCACAAGGCUUCGCCGGUACAACCUGUGAGGUGCAGAAUGACCCCUGCAGCCCGAACCCAUGUCACAACAAGGCUCAGUGCCACGACCUCAUGGGAGAUUUCUACUGCAGCUGCCCCGACGAUUACGAGGGCAAAACCUGCUCAGAGCGCAAAGACCACUGCAAGACCAACCGGUGUCAAGUGAUUGACAGUUGCACAGUUGCCGUGGUAACCAAUGGCACCCAAAAGCGGGUGUGGCACAUCUCAUCCAAUGUGUGCGGUCCGCACGGACGCUGCAUCAGUCUGCCUGCCGGGAACUUCAGCUGCUCCUGUGAGCCGGGAUUCACUGGCACCUACUGCCACGAGAACAUUAACGACUGCGCGUCAUCCCCCUGUAAGAACGGAGGCACUUGCAUCGAUGGGAUCAACUUCUUCCAGUGUUUCUGCCCAGACGGCUGGGAGGGCAGGCUGUGUGAUGUUGAUGUGAACGAGUGCAACAGGAACCCCUGUCAGAAUGGAGCCCAAUGUGUCGAUCUGCUUAACGACUUCUACUGCAACUGUGUGGACAACUGGAAAGGCAAGACCUGCCACUCACGUGAGAGCCAGUGCGACUCCUCUACCUGCAGUAAUGGAGGGACGUGUUAUGACCACGGAGACUCCUUCCUGUGUAGCUGCCCCUCAGGCUGGGGUGGCAGCACCUGCAACACAGCCAAGAACAGCACAUGUGACUCGGGCCCAUGCGAGAACGGAGGGACGUGUGUCGGAGGGGUAGACGCCUUCACCUGCAUCUGCAAGGAUGGCUGGGAGGGACCCACCUGUGCACAGAAUGUCGACGACUGCAACCCACAUCCAUGCUAUAACGGCGGCAUCUGCGUCGACGGUGUGAACUGGUUUCGCUGCGAAUGCGCCCCGGGAUUCGCCGGACCGGACUGCCGCAUCAACAUCGAUGAGUGUCAGUCGUCUCCUUGUGCCGAAGGUUCAACCUGCAUGGAUGAAAUAAACGGCUACCGCUGUGUUUGUUCUCCAGGAUACGCUGGACCUCGCUGUCAGAAGUUCAUCGGACUCGGGAAGCCGUGUCGUCACGCCGGCUUGCAGUUUCCUCACGGCAGCCGGUGGGAGGAGGAGUGUAACGCCUGCCAGUGUGUCAACGGAAACGUUCGCUGCUCCAAGGUGCGCUGCGGUCGUCGGCCCUGCCUCCUCCCGAAGGCUCUCCCUCCUCCGGACGCAAGCGCUCCCUCUUGCCACGGAGGUCACGAGUGUGUGGAGCAUCAGUUCCUCACCUGCUUCUCGCCGCCCUGCCACCAGUGGGGCGUGUGUUCGACGCCCGACCCCCCAACACCCCUGCACACCCAGUGCGAGCCCAACAGUGGUUACCUUGACAACAGCUGCGCUCGCAUCACGCUCAUCUUCAAGAAGGACAAAGUGCCGCCGGGCACCACUGUAGAGAACAUCUGCUCCGAGCUGAGGUACCUCCCUGUAACUCAGACGCUGGCCGAGGAGCGAGCGCUGCUCAUCCUCUGUGACCUGUCCUACCCCAACAGUGACGCCGUGGAGGUCGCCAUGUCCUUUGAGCAGGACGGCCGGUCGAAGGACGGUGAUCGAGGACAGAUCCAGAAGGCAGCCAGCGCCAUCAUCAGUGCGCUCUCCAAACGCCACAACAGCACCGUCAUGUUGGCCGUGGUGGAGGUCAAAGUUGAGACGCCGGUGGACCCGCCGUCUGUCGGUUAUCUGGUCCCGGUGCUGUGCGUCGUCUUCAGCGUCCUCUGGAUCUUCUGCAUCGUUGUUUGCAUUUGGUGGACCCGCAAGAGGAAGAAAGAGCGCGAGAGAGCGGCCCGAUCCGAGGACAUCACGGUCAACAACUAUCUGGAGCCGCUGCGGAGCCAAGCCCUCAAGGACAACCGCGGCAAAGACAUUCAGUACGAAUGCAAGAAACUGAUGGCCCCCUCCGACAGGACGUGCGACGGGGCUGAGGGCGAGGAGGAAGAGGAGCAGGAGGGGGAGCAGGAGGAAGACGAGGAGCUGGGCAUGGGGGAGAAGUGUCCGCCGCAAAAGUGCCCCAUAGCGGGGGCACAGGACAGGGGACUGAUGGGUAAGGGAGGGGUCAUCUGCACGUCACGCAGCGGCCCGGUCAAGGCGCCGCACCGGACGGCGUACAGCCCCAAAGACAACCGGUGUAAAAACCUGAAUGCCGCCAAGCUCAGCGAGGACAUUAAAGACCACUAUGUAUGAACACGUGCGAAGAGGAGCGACCUUCCUCAAUCUACGAAAGAAACUGCAAUGUCUUCAACGUCACUGACUUUUCAACUCUUAAAAGCACCAAAAGUGAAGAUUACAGAUGCUUUAAUUUUCUAUUUGUGUUUGUCACACCUUAUUUACCUUGUUGGUCUGCAGCAUGGAGGCUUAUUUUACCAAAAACAAACAAAAAAAAUACAAUACAGAAAAACAAAACAAAAAAAAAAAGACAUGAAGAAGAAACUUUCUGGUUUUCUCGUCACACUGUUGGAAUCAAGAAGAAGUUUCUUUUACACACUUGUUGCUGUUUUCCACUUCAGAACUAACGCUUUCCUUUCUGUUUCUUUCAUCCUGGGAAUCUUUACGAUCAUCGGCCGGCAGCUGUUAACCUCCUUUCUACUGUUUUUGGUGCGUUCGGCUCCCGUCUGCCUUAGCCCCCAAACCUGCGGGCCUUUUCUACUCCUGAGAUCGUGUCUUUUUAUAAAACAAAACAACAAAAAAAAAGAUUUUAUAUACAUUUAAGUCCUUGAAAGUUGGCACAGAGAAUCCACUGUAUGAUACCUGGCAUCAGCAUUUCUUUGUUUACAUUCAUUAACAUCUUUUCCAUUUUGUGUUGAGGCUCAAAGGUUCGUACGUAUAUCCUUUUAAAUAAUUAUGUCACCGCUUCCUGCGAGUCUACUUGAUGAUUUUUCAUUUGCUUUGGUAGAAAAGUGCCUUCAGCCCUUGUUGUGUUCUCCUUUUCUCUCCUCAUAUAGAGUUUAUGCAGAAUUUAAAUACAUAUAAAAGGGAAAGAUGUCCUAGUAACAACUCUUCAUACCGCAGUAACGUUUAGUUUUUUUCUUUUGUACAUAUGUAAAUAUGAAGAAAUGGCUGUGUAUAUUUGAAUUUAGUAACUUAAGUGAUGCUUUGUAUGAUAGUUAUUCUAAAGACUGUUUUCGUGGUUGUUUUUUUAAUGAUGUCAUUCCGUUUCUUAGUGUCUGUUGACGCUACGACAGGUUUUCUACAGAUGUUCGGACUGUGUCCAGGGUCCCACUGAAUCAUGAGAAUUGGUUUCAAAAAAGAAAACAGAUGAUGAUUGUUUGUCGCUAUGUGUUGUUGUUAUUUGUUACAGCUUUUAAGAAAAUACAGAGUUUGGAGAGCCAUUUGUUAGACCUGUCAAUCAUUGUGAGAGGUUGUUGACGUAGGAACAACAGUCCUGGUCAUUUUAAUGGAGGCUUCUUUUUUUAACCCCUUUUCACCUGCAAAAUUCACCUUUCUAUCACCGCUAUUUAAGUUUAAAGUUAUUUUACCAUGUCCUUCUACACCUACAAGUCCUUCCAGUCUUAGGGGCCACCCUACUAGCUGAAAACAACCUCCUAAAACCAUUUCAUUUUUAUUAAAUGGUUUGAGUGUCCCAGUGUGCAAAUUAUGUUUUAGAUCCACUUGACGCUCACAAAUCACAGGCCGACCCUCCAAAAAGCUAACUAAAUAUAAUGGAUUUCAAUGCUUUUUAUUUUAUUUUGUAAGAGUUAAGUUAAAAAAUGAGUCCACUAGCAAUUAUCUUCCAAAUACUCUUAUUUCCACAUUUCAUGCUGCGGUUUCACGUCCUGCUGGCUGUAUGUAUGUAUGUAGAUAAUAGAAACACCCUGUUAGCGUCCCGGUCCAGAGCAACAGAGCAUCAGUGCACAGGCAGGGAGCUCCAGGCUCAACACACAUUCAAUCAUUUACUUUAUUUGUGCCUGAGCCCCCCCUCAUCGCUCCACAGUUCACUUUUACUUUGAAAUGAUGCUGCAGGUAGAAAACUGCAGUAAUUAAAGAAACUGGUUAAUUUCUGCAAAUAGUAUCAUGGAGAACUUUUAGCUAUUAAAGCUAUUAUUAUUUAAUGCACCCAAUGUGAAACACACUCAGCUAAUAUAUAUAUAUAUAUAUAUAUAUUGAGAUUUAUGGACACUCGUGGGAAGUAUCAGGCUGCAAAUUAAACAGAAAAAACAGAUUUUCUUUCAUAGUUUUUUGUCUAAUUUUUCAUCUCUUCUAAAUUUGAGUGACCAUCCGAUCAAAAGUUGUGAGGAGCUCUGCUGCCCGCUGCCUGAUCCAUUACUUGCUUUCCUUUAGGGACUCCAAAUAGCAAAAACAAUGCUGUACAGUAGCCCUGUGCUGCAGAGGAGCUCUUUAAACCAGCGCUGAUGCAUCUGAUUUAUAUUUUCUAAAGUUCGAAACACUUACGGGUCACAGGGUCCACACAACAUGAAUGCACUGCUGCCAGUCUCUCUCUUUAGCCUGCUCGUACUUCAGUUAUAAAUAUAAAUAUUUUACAGUGUGUUGACAGUGGAGAUGCCACGCAGGGCAGCAGGGUGUUUAGUGGGUAUGAAAACCCUUCUUGUGCUGCACCCCUCCCCCCUCCUGAAGUGCCCAAUUGCAUCACACUGAAUCCCCAUCAUAGACAAAUCAAAAGGUGUGUGUGGUUCUGAAUGGGAAUCUACUCGCAGUGGAUAAGUGUAAAUCCUAAAUGUGUUUCCGUGUUUGGCCCCGCCUCUCCUCGUGUCUGUAUUCUGGUCUAAUGAAGGGAACAAGUUGUAUUGUUGAUGUUGACUGUUGUGGUUGUUGUUCAGUGUUUGUAAAGAGUCUGUUUCUGCACUAAGAACACACGUUUAGUGAAAACUAUAAAGAGUCAAAUAUU
Cottoperca gobio is the source of this 6214-nucleotide messenger RNA. RefSeq names its product protein jagged-2-like. Gene Ontology annotation, cellular component: membrane. NCBI's taxonomy places the organism in Eukaryota, Metazoa, Chordata, Actinopteri, Perciformes, Bovichtidae. Gene Ontology annotation, molecular function: Notch binding; calcium ion binding. The record is from RefSeq and is a predicted model, not a curated record. Gene Ontology annotation, biological process: cell communication; Notch signaling pathway.